This is a messenger RNA of Paraphaeosphaeria sporulosa, 1987 nucleotides long. Its product is annotated as MFS general substrate transporter. Gene Ontology annotation, cellular component: membrane. The record is from RefSeq and is a predicted model, not a curated record. Gene Ontology annotation, biological process: transmembrane transport. Gene Ontology annotation, molecular function: transmembrane transporter activity. Lineage: Eukaryota; Fungi; Ascomycota; Dothideomycetes; Pleosporales; Didymosphaeriaceae. The transcript is spliced from 9 exons. The coding region runs from base 148 to 1911 and encodes 587 amino acids.
GCUACUAUUUUCCCAAGAAGAAGGCACGGACGUACCUUCCACAGAUAUAUCAAGUCCAGUUAUCCUCCUGCCUCUUUCAAUCAGCAAGUCUUUAACGCAUUCAUUACCACAACGCAUAAACUCCGAGACGGCAUCGAGAAACCGAGCAUGGAACGCAAAGAAUUGGCUAUCUCGCAUCAUGAGAACAAUGACAAUAGUCACAAGAGUCAAUCCAGUUCUGUCGAUGACGCGCAUCUUUAUGGAUUUGCGGCCGACGAAUCGACUAUUCGAAAAGGAUAUUUUCGCAGUCCCCGAUUUUUAGGAACAAUGCUGGCGACUGGGCUUGGGUUAAGUGUCGCAGUCGGGGGUUUCGGAUUAGCAGCACCAAAUCUGGCUCUGAUCAACAACGAGAUUGGUCCCGAUCCAAAUAUCAGCUGGGUCUCACUUGUAUACACGUUAACCUUGGCCAUUGGACUGCUCCUGGUCGGCCGAUUGAGUGACCUCUUUGGACGAAGGUGGUUCUUCAUCGGGGCAGCGGGUCUGUCUCUGAUCGGAUGCGUCGUUUCGGCUACCGCGCAGAAUGUUCAAGCGCUAAUUGCGGGGACUGCCAUCAUUGGAUUGGCAGCAUCGGGGCAGCAGUCGUUCGCUACUAUCACCGGAGAGCUUGUACCAAUGAAGCACCGAUUUGCUGCAAAUGCAGUCAUGUAUGUUUUUUGCAUUCCUUUCUCUGCACUGGCUCCCGCGUUAUCGAAGGCGUUCGUGCUUUAUUCGGCUGCAGGCUGGCGUUGGUGCUACUACCUCAUGAUCAUUCUUUCGUUUAUCAGUGGCCUUUUGUUCUUUAUCUUCUACUUCCCACCCACUUUCGAAGACAAGUUCAAGAAUAAGAGUAGGGGACAACAGAUCAGAGAUUUCGACUAUAUCGGAACAGUCCUCUUUAUCGGAGGCUUUGUCAUUUUUCUACUUGGGCUUUCGUGGGGUGGAUCCGUAUAUCCCUGGAAAUCCGCUCACGUCAUCAGCACCAUGGUGGUCGGAGGGCUAGUACUUAUUGCUUUCGCACUUUGGGAGUGUUUUGCCCCGCUGAAGGAGCCUCUGCUUCCCAUGCAUCUCUUCAAAAAUGUUGCGUGGGUAGUUGCCUGCGUCUUACUAGGGAUCGGUGCCAUGAUUUAUUACGCGAUGGCCAUUGUAUGGCCGUCUAUGGUGGCAGUACUGUAUACAGAUGAUGGUGGCGCUAGUAUGUACGCGGGAUGGUUGAGCUGCAUGCCUGGUAUGAUCAAUGGUGGGCAGAUCGUAGGAGGAUUCUUAGCCGUACCAAUUGGGAAGACCCGGAUCCAGGUCAUCGUUGUAUUGAUACUGGGCGGGUCGCUGCUCGCAGCAAUCGCAUAUGCCGGACCAGACGACUUAUGGGGCGCUGGCGUGCUCAUGGUUCUAUCAAGCUUCUUCAUUGGAUGGAACGAAAGCGUCUGCCUUUCGAACGCUGGCAUCGAACUACUUAAUCAGCAGGAGAUUGGUACAGCUAUUGGAGCGGCGGGUUCGAUCAGAUCGGCGAUAUCUUCUCUGGGCAGCGCAGUAUACGUCAGUGUGCUCAGCAAUCGGUUGUUAGAGACCAUCCCUGCAAAGGUCCCGGCAGCCGUGGUUCAAGCGGGUCUACCAGAAUCUUCCGUAGCGGGCUUCAUGGCAGGCCUCACCUCAGGCUCGUUUACUGAUGUGUCUGGACUGACCCCUGAUAUAAUUUCUGCAGGAAUGGCGGCGUACAAGUCUGCAAAUGCGCAGGCUUACCGUACAGUAUUUCUUGCCACGAUCGCAUUCACUGGCCUUGCAGUCAUUCUUAGUUUCUUCGCCCCCAACGUUGACGACAAGAUGACUGGGCAGAUCGCAGUUACGCUCCAUCGUGAAGAUGAUGAUGGAAAGGCAGAAAAGGUCGAUGGUGUUUGAUAGAUUUCGAUACCAUUGCAAACAUCAGUUGCACGCCACACGGCACCUGGAGCACAAAUAAUACAAUAUCAUACAG